AUGGCUGCCCCUACACGCGUCGCCGCUUCCCUGCGACGUGCAGCGUUUUCGUCGCGACAUUCCCCGUGCAUUAAGAAUAUCAGACCCGCUCUGCAAGUGAGAUGGAAGACGGAGGCGACUACUUCAUCGAGUACCGAAUCGGUCGGUCAAUUGGACUCAAAAGGUGGUUUGGAUGGACCAGCUCCUGCAAAGUCCAUUAAAUUUACCACGGAAUCGUAUCCUAACAUUGAACGAGAGUCCAAGUUCGCAAAGCUCUCGGAGAAACAUGUCCAGUAUUUCCAGAAGCUGCUCGGUUCCGACUCUGCUGUGUUGGACGGAGUAACCAAAGAUGCUAGUGAAGAUAUCGAACCGUUCAACGCGGACUGGAUGCGCAAGUUCAGAGGCCACGCGCAACUGGUGUUGAAGCCAUCGACUAAAGAGGAAGUCAGCGCCGUCCUGAAGUACUGCAACGACAACAUGCUCGCUGUCGUUCCUCAAGGUGGCAACACCGGGCUUGUCGGAGGAUCUGUUCCGGUCUUCGAUGAGAUCGUCCUCAACUUGCAGAAGAUGAACAACAUCCGGUCGUUCGACGAGGUCUCGGGCAUUCUUGUUGCCGAUGCCGGUGUCAUCUUGGAGGUCGCCGACAACUACCUGGCGGAACGACAACACAUCUUUCCCCUCGACCUUGGCGCGAAGGGUUCAUGCCAGAUUGGUGGCAACGUCUCGACCAACGCAGGAGGACUCCGCUUGCUUCGAUAUGGCAGCCUUCACGGAAGUGUUCUUGGCAUUGAAGCUGUCCUGCCCGACGGUACCAUCAUGGAAGAUCUGUCGCUCCUCAGGAAGAACAACACAGGUUACGACAUAAAGCAACUCUUUAUUGGCUCUGAAGGCACCAUUGGCAUCAUCACCGGUAUCUCGAUCCAAUGUCCUCGCCGCUCACCUGCUGUGAACGUAGCUUACUUUGGCUUGGAGAGCUACGAGCAAGCGCAGAAGGCAUUCAUUGCCGCCAAGGCGUAUCUCGGUGAGAUCCUGUCCGCAUUUGAGAUGAUGGAUGGUCGCACGCAGAAGAUCCUGAAAGAGGUAGCGGGGGUCAAAUUGCCUCUGGAAGGCGACCAUCCUUUCUAUUGCUUGGUAGAAACCAGUGGCUCCAACACAGACCACGACAGCGAGAAAUUGCAAAACUUCCUUGAACACGUCAUGGAAUCCGAGGUUGUCUCUGACGGUGUUCUAGCCGAGAGCCAAACCCAAGUUGCUGAACUUUGGGCUUGCCGUGAACGCAUCACAGAAUGCCUCGGUCACUGGGGUGGUGUCUACAAGUAUGACCUCUCAAUACCGAUUGCGCAGAUGUACGAUCUCGUAGAAGACAUCCGUGAGCGUAUGACCAAGGACGGCCUUCUUGGAGACACCAAGGACCACCCAGUCGUAGACGUGGUCGGCUACGGACAUAUGGGAGAUGCCAACCUCCAUCUGAACGUACCCGUCCGACGAUUUGACAAGACUGUAGAGAAAGCGCUCGAGCCUUAUCUAUAUGAAUGGACGUCGAAGCGAAACGGCAGUAUCAGUGCUGAGCACGGACUUGGUCUCAGCAAGAAGCCGUAUGUCGGUUAUAGUAAGAGUGAGACUAUGAUCAAGCUUAUGAAGCAGAUCAAGAACUUGUAUGAUCCGAACGGUAUUUUGAACCCGUAUAAGUACAUAUAG
Messenger RNA from Paraphaeosphaeria sporulosa, 1677 nucleotides. RefSeq names its product D-lactate dehydrogenase-like protein 2. The transcript has 4 exons. Gene Ontology annotation, cellular component: mitochondrion. Lineage: Eukaryota; Fungi; Ascomycota; Dothideomycetes; Pleosporales; Didymosphaeriaceae. The record is from RefSeq and is a predicted model, not a curated record. Gene Ontology annotation, molecular function: catalytic activity; FAD binding. Bases 1 to 1677 code for a protein of 558 amino acids.